AUGAGCGGCAGCGAGCCCGCCCAGGCGUCUUCCGGCACCCUGACCAAGCUGAAGUCGGCCCUGGGGCUACAGAGCACGCAGCCCAAGGGGCCCGCCCCGAUAAACACACAUAAACCCACAUCGCACUCCUCCCUCACGCGGCAAGACUCCUUCCCGGAGAUUUGCUCCACCCCCAGCGACGUGGGCAUCUUCGAGGUGGCACACAACAAGUGCCGCAAUGCAGACGGCACCUUCUCUUGGCGCAAGUUCUUCUUCGAGGCGCCUGGACGCCCCACCACGCCACGCAACGGAGGGGGCGUAGGAGCCGCCGCCUCUGCCGCCGCAGCUGGGGCGGGAGCGGCGGCGCCUUCAGUGGGCCAGCAGUGA
Chlorella variabilis is the source of this 366-nucleotide messenger RNA. Its product is annotated as expressed protein. The record is from RefSeq and is a predicted model, not a curated record. The transcript has 3 exons. NCBI's taxonomy places the organism in Eukaryota, Viridiplantae, Chlorophyta, Trebouxiophyceae, Chlorellales, Chlorellaceae. Bases 1 to 366 code for a protein of 121 amino acids.